CUUAUUUAGUAUUCUGUAACUAUGGCAACUGCAAGUGAAACAAAACCUACGGGUUUAUUUAAUUAUUGCUUACCUUUGCAAUUACAUUAUUUUCAAUUGCUGUAUUGUAAGCAAUAUCUCUGUAAUGAUUUCUUGCAUGGAUGGCAUAGAGGCUUUCAUCUUUGGCAUUCUAAAUUUUUUAUUUUAAACAUUUUACAGAAUAAAACAAUAAUGCCACUAACUUCACAAAAUGAUAUAUUUUUUAUAUCAGUCUUUAGCUGCUUGCUUUUAUCUGGCAUUAACUACUGCAACAGAGCCCCAAUAUUUAAAAGUAGAAUUGCCUGGUUCUUGCAUAACACAACCAUGUGUUCAUGGAGUUUGUAUAGAUACAGCAUCAGGUGGACACCAAUGUUUUUGUCAAAAUGGCUACACAGGCUUAAAUUGCCAAACUAAUUAUGAUGAUUGUAGAAGUGAGCCUUGUUUAAAUGGAGGAUCUUGUAUUGAUGGUAUUGACUCCUUUACCUGUGUUUGUGAUCAGGGUUAUACAGGCGCAACCUGUGAAACUGAUAUCAAUGAAUGUUUAUCUGAUCCUUGCCUAAAUAAUGGUCUUUGUGAAGAUUUAAUCAAUUCCUAUAUAUGUCACUGCCCUUUAGGGUUUACAGGUAUUAACUGUGAAUACUAUUAUAAUAUUUGUGCCAUUGAAAGUGAUUUGUGCAAAAAUGGUGGCUCCUGUAUUUUAGGUCCCAGCAAUACAAGUAGUUGCAGCUGCCUUCCUAACUUCUUUGGUGAAAACUGUGAGCUACCAUCUUGUCCUUGUGAAAGAGGUGGAAUAUGUGUGGGUGAACCAGAAUUUAGUUGCCUUUGCCCUUUUGGAUGGACUGGAAAAACAUGUGAAACUAAAAUUGAGAUUUGUGAAAGAAGUAUUUGCAAUGGAGGUUUGUGCCUCCUGGGGUCAUCUAAUGAUCCUGCACUUUCUAGAAACAUUACCUGCUUUUGCAUUCCUGAUUAUCAUGGUAAAUUCUGUGAACUGCAGUAUAAUGAAUGUGUUCCAGAACCUUCUUGUGAAAAUGGUGCAACAUGUGUUGAUGAUGUAGAUGGUUAUUCUUGCAUUUGUCCUGCAGGAUAUUUAGGUUCGACAUGCAAUGAGACCUUCAUGUGUUUUGGGCCGGACUGCUUUUCAACUCACUUGAAACCGUCCUUUGUUCUUUCAUCCCGAUUUUCAGCCAUUAUUGAAAUAGCUCCUAUUCUCCCAUCUUACAUUAAGAGUACUACAUCUUUAGACAUUUCUUCAUUUACAUCAAAUGCAUAUUUGUAUCCAUCAGAAAUUUCAUCUGUGGAUAAAACAUCUGAUGUACAAGGUAGUUUUCAUAUUGCAAAAACAGACUUUUUCUCUACUAAUUCUACAAAUCACAUAUUAGUUGAAAAACAUUCUUUUUUUGUAACAAAUGAGCUCAAUUUCACAGAAACCUAUAUAUCUCCAGCUAUAAAAACUGAUGUUAUCCCAACCCCAAUGUUACUCCCCACAGCAUUGCCAUUUAUCAAUACUGAAAAUCAUACAUCUGCUCUUUAUCAAAAUGAAAAUGUGAAUAUAUCUGAUUCUUAUUCACCAACUCUCUUUUCAAGUUGGGGUGAAAUGCAAACAUUUAAAUUGACAUUUUCAGAUGAAAAAUAUGAAUCAAAAGCUCCUCCCUUCAACUACUAUAGAAAUUCAUCUAAGAUUUUAUUGUUAACAAAUUCAAAUGCAGACAUGGUAGAUACCAUUCUCCCUUCUUCUAUAUCUUUCAAAGUGCCAAAUUUAGAUUCAAAUGCUAUACCUUUAACAAGUGCAAGUUAUAGUUUACCCGUGUAUUCAUCUGAUUCUGCUGGCAGAAGCCUACCAGAUUCCUGUGAUGAUUUGCAUUGUCAAAAUGGAGGAACUCCCACAAUUAUUACUGAAUUUGAUGAAAUAGCUGGAACAAGGUGUGAGUGCAUGUGUCCCUUGUUGUAUGCUGGACCAAUUUGUGAAAGAGAAACUUACUUACUUAUACCACAAUUUCACCAGUCAUCAUAUCUCAAGCAUGCUCUGCCUACUAUUGAUCCAGAAAAAGGAAUGGAUAUUGAUAUUAGUUUCAAAACUUCUUCUCCAGAAGGAACAAUUUUAUUUACAGAAGCAGCAAAUGGAGGCUCUUUUUUAAUGUUAUAUAUCGAAAAUGGAUUGCUUAAGUUCAAAUUUUCAUGUGGGCAUCAGACCACCAUUUUUAUGGAAACACAUGCAUCAGUCAAUAACAGUUAUUUCACUUCUGUUUCCAUUUCGACUUCCUGGACACCUGAUAUUGCUCAUAUAAAAAAUGCAUCUUGCAAUGUUGGUUUGCUAGUAAAUGGCUCUGCUCCUAUGAGUGGACAGCAAUUUGUUGUUUUUCCCAGAUUCGACUUCCGUCACAUUUUUAUUGGAGGAAUUCCAAUGUCUCUAAAAAGUUCAGUACCAAAUAUACACAGAGCUCCUUCUUUAGAAGGUUGUGUAGUAUUUUUACAAAUCAAUGGAGAUGAAAAGGAACUCGUCCAGGAUGCUGAAAUGGGAAUAGGAAUUACAGAAUGUUAUAAUAGUGCUUGUUAUCGCAAUCCAUGUUUGAAUGGUGCUACUUGCCGAAGUUUUGAUGACCAUUGGAAUUGCGAAUGUCCUGAUGGAUUUGCUGGCCCAUUUUGUGAGCAUAAAACUUGCUACGCCAAUCCUUGUGAACAUGGUAGCACUUGUUUACCAAGUUUAGAUUCUGGAUAUUUGUGUAUUUGCCCAUAUGGAAAACAUGGGAAAAACUGUGAACAUGAUUUGACAAUCACACGUCCAUCUCUGUAUGGUGAUAUAAUGGGCUAUUCAUCAUAUUUACAAUAUCAGCUAUUGUCUGAUUACCAUUACCACCUUGAAAUUCGUUUAAUGUUUUCAACAGUUAAUUUAUUUCAUAAGUCUCUUCUACUCUUCAAUGGACAAAUGGAUUCUUUUCAUCUUGCUGAUGAUUUCCUAGCGGUUGGACUAUAUUCUGGGCAUAUCAUUUAUACAUUUAAUCUGGGAUCUGGCACUCGAACAUUAAAAAGUGUUAGUGCCGUAAAUCAAAAUAUUUCAGUACAUUCUGUUCUCAUUGGUCGUCACCGACGAUAUUGUUGGAUGGAAGUGGAUUCACAAAAUAAAGUUGUUGGUUUAGCAUCUGGUCAACUGACAGCACUAAACACUCCAUCUGCACUUUACAUUGGAGGACACCCAAGUUACAAUUUCAGUUUACUUCCUGAAGAGCUGCAAGAAUACAGAGGAUUUUCAGGCUGCAUAUUUGGGGCAGAAUUUAGGAAUAGCCCUGGAGCUAUUUUCAGACCAAUUCAUUCAGUUGUUGAUGGACGUAAUAUACAGCAAUGUAGCACUACUGAAUGUCAACUUAUUCAAUGUGCUAAUGGAGGUACCUGUAUUGAUAUAGGCUCUACAUUUCAGUGCAAGUGUGCUGAAGGAUGGGUUGGAACAUUGUGCACCCAACGAAAAACGCCUUGCUCUGCCGGAAAUCAUCGGUGUCACAGUGCAUCAAUAUGUGUUCCCAUCAAUGAAGGAUAUCGUUGUGAUUGUCCAUUAGGGCAGAGUGGAAAAUAUUGUGAAAAAAAUAUAUCAGUGAGUGAUCCAUUGUUUGAUGGCAUAAGUUCUUAUCUAUCCACCCGAUCUGUGAAUGUAAGACACAGUAUGGAUGUUAUUAUCAGUUUUAAACCUUUAUCUGACAAUGGAUUGAUUUUUUAUGGGGCCCAGCAUUUGAAUGAAUUGAGCCGAGAUUUUGUAUCUUUGUCUUUGAUGGCCGGCUAUGUACAGCUGAGGUUCAAUUUAGGAACUGAUCCCAGUUCAACAGUGGUACUGAAUUCCUUUCAAAAGGUUGAAAAAAAUUCAUGGCAAGUUGUUGAAUUUGGACGAUAUAGAAGAGCUGCAUAUUUAAAGUUAGAAGGCGACGAAGAAGUCACUUCUAUAUCACCUCCAGGAAUGGAAAUCCUUGACGUUACCACAGAUUUUUAUCUUGGAGGUAUACCUGAUCUUUCAUCUCUGCCUAAAGAAGCUGUUGAAACUGUACCAGCCUACUUUAAAGGGUGUAUUCGUCUUCUUUCUGUUAAUUCAAUAUUAAUGGAAUUGAAUUCUCAUGAUGCUGUGAGUGGUCGUAACAUAGAAGACUGUGAUGGAACUUCCUGCGGAUAUGAUAGUUGUAAAAAUGGUGGAACAUGCAUUCCAAAAGAUGAUAAUUUUGUCUGUCUUUGCCCUGAAACAUUUCAAGGUCAAAUGUGUGAGGUUCCUAUACAAUGUUGGCAACACAGCUGUCUACAUGGGGCAACAUGCAUUCCAGAUGGGCCAACAAGGCAUCGUUGUAUCUGUCCUAUUGGAUGGCAAGGAGAAAAAUGUGAAUCUGGAGUAAAUGUUUCUAGUGCUUAUUUCUCUGGGGCAAGUUAUUUGCUGUAUCAAGAUGGUUCUUACAAGCAUAGAGAUUUAACUAAGACAAGCAUUUCAUUCAAUUAUUCUUCAAAUGAAGCUUCAGGUCUUUUACUUUGGAAUGGAAAGAUUUAUUCUGAAGAUGGAGAUUAUCUAGGAAUAGGCUUGAGUAACAAUCAUUUACAUAUUGUUUGGAAUUUAGGUUGGCUUUCUCGUAGUGAAAUCAUUACUGACAUCAUACAGCCUGGAAUCAACUCAUGGCAUCAUGUGCAUAUUGAUAGGAAUAAUAAAUUAUUAAAUCUUUAUAUUGAUGGACAAGUGUACUCAGGAAAAGUGUCUGGAUCCUUUUAUGAAUUGAAUACUGAUGGCAGCUAUUUCUUAGGUGGUUUUCCUAGUAAUCUAGAUAUUGAAGAAGAAACAUUGGGAUACUUCAGUUCAUCAUAUGUUGGUUGCAUCAAAGAUCUGACUAUAUCUGGAAAACUGAUUAACAUUAUGGAUUUAAAAGAAGGCAAAAAUUUAGAGCCUUGUCCUUUAGUAUAAUUAAAAAUUCAAAAUAUCCCAUUUUAUUAUAGUUAUAUUCAAUAUUUUAAAAUUAAAAUAUCCUGAUAUAUUAAUGAUUUUUUUUCUAUCACAUCGUAGAUUACAUGUUUGUGUGCCUGAAUGUAUAAUAUUUAAUGAGUUUCUAUUUUGUAUUUCAUGAAUAUUACAAAUUCCAAUGGUCAGUCUCAUGAAUUGUUAAUCAAGUUGAAUGUUGAACUUUUAAAUUUUCAUUCAGGUAUUUUAAAAUGUCUUUUAUAUACUUUUAUUAAA
Messenger RNA from Argiope bruennichi, 5206 nucleotides. RefSeq names its product protein eyes shut homolog (gene eys). NCBI's taxonomy places the organism in Eukaryota, Metazoa, Arthropoda, Arachnida, Araneae, Araneidae. The transcript has 26 exons. The record is from RefSeq and is a predicted model, not a curated record. Gene Ontology annotation, molecular function: calcium ion binding; Notch binding. The coding region runs from base 230 to 4936 and encodes 1568 amino acids. Gene Ontology annotation, biological process: Notch signaling pathway.